UGGAUGAAAUGAUCUCGCGAAGAUGGUGAAAACCGACUUCGGCCCAUUUCCCAAACCAGAGUAGCUAAGGGGGAAGAAAUAGUGCAAACUCCAUAAUAUGUGGAAUCAUAAUACAUCCGAUUGUGUUAAGCUGAAGGAUCAGAUCCAAAUCUGGUUAAAUAACGGUAGUUUGCAAGUAGAGGCGCCGACAACAGCAGCAGCGUUGGUGGACCUAGAUCCCUUCCCAGAUACCGGCAUCAACAUGGUGGACGUGGCAUGGGGUGAAAAAGAUCAGCAGAAUCAAAGUCCAGACCCCGCGGCUAAGGAUUUGAAAAGGGUUGGAGACAAAGUCGUGAAGCGGGAAUCCAAGACUCGUUUACCCAUCGUCCUAUGCUCGCGGUGCAAGGAAGAAUGUGACACUCAAGCCCUGCAUGAGGAAACAUCCCAGACUGUCCGUUUUGGAUCUCUGCCGCCAAUACGGUUAGUAUCAUCCUCUAGAAACUUCCAACCAUGCAGCCCAAGAGUACACAGUGGUUCAGAAACUCCUUCUCCAAGGGACUCAAACUUAUUCAAAAAGUUGAAGACCACGAGGGAAGAAGGGCAAGCAGAUAAGCGGCAAGGGGUUUUAACCAGACCUUACAUUCCGCCAGUGUCGACGUCCUCCAUCAAAGAAGGGAGAUGGUAUACACAGAAGAAGGGCAAGGCGGUGGAGAUGAGCUCUUCAAGGAAGAGAAAACUCCAGCGGAGGUUUGGAGAAGCAAAGCGAACCUUGGAAGCACUAGAUCAAGGACUGAUCAAACCAUCGCAAUUACUGAAACCUCCAGAAGAGUAUCAGAGACAAUUGGAGGCACUGGCCUCCAAGAGAUUCGUUUCCCCGCAAGUUCAGAAAUAACAGCCCAAAGUAUCGCACAAAGAGCAAAAGCCACGUGCCCCCAAGAGCAGCGCUCAGGAGAAGUCCCUAGUUCCCGCGAGGCAAGAACCGCCGCCAGCUCGUAAAGUCAAUGUUUGGCGGAGAGUAUCUCGCGAAGGAAGAAAUAGCGAGCCUUCCAUCUUUGACAGGCUGGGGGGCAAAGACAAUCGGUCUGCAAUUGUGCAGAAAGUUCAAAGCUUGGUGGUCGCUCUCCCAGAGGAAGUGCCAGCGGCAAAAUAAAUUUUAGAGUCACUGAACCAGGUUCCCAUGGUACAGGAGCACGAACAAGCCAAGGCGGUGAUCCCCGCAGAGGAAUCAUUGGUUGCUUUCAUGGUUAAACGGUUCAACGCCGAUAUCCCAACAGAUGAACCCAAGCUCAAUCUUGAUGAUGACAUGGACGAAACAGAAAUGGUGGAUACCUCUUGCAAUAUGGUUUAUGUGCUCCCUGCUAAGUAUGCCUUACCAGUCGCUGCGCAGGAAUACGUAGAAGCUGACGCGAUUGGAGAACAGCAGUUGCAGAUCACUUCAGCCGCAACAACGCAGGUGAAAGAAGCAGUGUUCCUUGAGACUGAAGAUGUUAACAGCAAGGGUUUCUUCAUGAGCUUCACAAGACCCACACCCGCCAUGGUGCAACACAUGCGACCUUUGUAUAUCACAGCAGAAAUUAAUGGGACUAAGGUCUGGGGGGCAAUGUUUGGACCCAAAAUGAGCAUUUUGGCCUGACAAGGCACGUCUUGGAGAAAUUGAGCCAAUGUCAGUGGCUCAAGCUAUAUAUUGUCGACAAGUUC
This is a messenger RNA of Rosa rugosa (rugosa rose), 1677 nucleotides long. RefSeq lists its product as uncharacterized. The record is from RefSeq and is a predicted model, not a curated record. NCBI's taxonomy places the organism in Eukaryota, Viridiplantae, Streptophyta, Magnoliopsida, Rosales, Rosaceae. The transcript is spliced from 2 exons. Bases 1157 to 1612 code for a protein of 151 amino acids.